Molecule: messenger RNA, 462 nt
Organism: Volvox carteri f. nagariensis
Lineage: Eukaryota; Viridiplantae; Chlorophyta; Chlorophyceae; Chlamydomonadales; Volvocaceae
Exons: 1
Coding region: 1-462 (153 amino acids)
Source: RefSeq, a predicted model, not a curated record
AUGGCGACACCAGCUGUUGGCUGUCGCGUGCGCAUCCUCAAGGACUACGCAACUGUCCGCUAUAUCGGCCCGGUAGCUCAGCAGCAAGGCACCUGGGUGGGCGUGGAAUGGGACGAUCCUACGCGCGGCAAACACGAUGGCAGCACCGCUGGUGUCCGCUACUUUACUUGCGCUUCCGGCACCACAUCCGGGUCCUUUGUCAGAAUCGAACGCGUGAACUUUGGCGUGACGAUACUGGACGCACUGCGCGCGCGUUACAACAACGAAACAGCCGAGCAUGGCGAGAUCGUCGCGCCAGAGGAGCUCUAUGUGCAUACGUCCCGCAGGCGCCGUCUGCAGGUUCAGCUCGUGGGUGAAGACAAGAUACAGCAGAAACAGCGUCAAAUCCACAUGCUGACUUCGGCAAGGCUAGUAGGACUCGAUGUCUCAGCCGUGGUAAGCGGGAUCGACCUGUCAACGUGA